This is a messenger RNA of Heterostelium album PN500, 1395 nucleotides long. RefSeq lists its product as uncharacterized. NCBI's taxonomy places the organism in Eukaryota, Evosea, Eumycetozoa, Acytosteliales, Acytosteliaceae. The record is from RefSeq and is a predicted model, not a curated record. Bases 1 to 1395 code for a protein of 464 amino acids. The transcript is spliced from 2 exons.
AUGGAUCAACUAAAACUAUUACCAGAUGUUAUUGUUUUUGAAAUAUUAGAUCGAAUUAAAGAGAAUGUAGAUAAAAUAUCGUUUGUGUUGACCGCCAAAAGGUAUUGGAUGUUACGUCGGUUUCUAAGAUUUACAGUUCCCAGUGUUUUGGAAGAUGACGAGCAAAUGUUGAUUCAUCAGAUUUUCAAUGUAAAGUCACAUCUCCGAUCAUUCGAAGAUCAGAGACAGCGUGCUUCGUCAUAUAUCCAUUAUGUUACUGGAAGGGAUCUAAACAAAAAAGAAACAACCAAUCCAACCUUUGGCACAAACUACACACAUGUUAUACUUCAUAAUGCCAGAAAGGAACAGAUCUACUGCAAUUCACUACCAGAGUGUUGUGUUCAUCUCAAUGUCGGUCAUCAUUAUAAUAUACCUUUUGACCAAGGUAUCUUCAAAAACAAUCGGCGAAUACAAUCAAUUACGUUUGGCUACUAUUUCAAUAGACCUUUGCAUGUACUCAACCUACCGGUGAAUCUAACAUAUCUUCAACUUGGUGCGUCAUUCAAUCAGAGAAUAGCACCAAACACUCUACCUACCACCCUAAAAACACUGAUAUUCAAAGAUUAUCACUCGAAAUUAGAUUUUCCAUUUGAGAUUGGUAGUCUUCCUGCGUCGUUGACAACUCUUAAGUUGGCAAGCUACUCACAUCCGAUCGAAGUUGGCAUUCUACCUUUUGGAUUGAAGAAUUUGGUAUUCAGCGAUAACUUUAAUCAUCCAUUGACAGGUUCCAUUCUUCCUCCUGGCCUGACAACCCUGAAACUAGGUUAUAGUUUUCAGUGUCAAGUAGAUCUGCCUCAGUCACUUACACGUCUGUCAUUGGAGCAAUCAUUCGGUAGUAUUCCUACAAUUCCAUCGACCCUAAGGAAACUAAGUGUAUCUGGUGAUAUCAAUACAUCUCUCACAAACUAUUGUCAUCUCAUCGAUACUCUUACUAUCUAUAUGGAGCAAUUCGACCACCAAAAACUAAGUUGUUUCAAAAGACUAUCAAAGCUAUACCUGUAUAAUGUAGAACUAUUGGAUAGCAGCUUGGAUUUCAUCGUUCCACCAACAGUGAAAGUUCUGAGUAUAGAGGAUGGAAUAGUUGGCUACAGAAUUAUCUUACCACCGUCAUUAGAGAAACUUACAAUCAAUGACCCAUCGGUUCUGAAAUACCAAUCGCUACCGUCCACCGUUUACUGUUUCAAAUAUUAUGGAAAGGGAAUUUUCGAUUUCAGUAAACUUCCAACGACUGUUCAACACCUAUCGUUUAGCUGUGAACAUUGGCAGCAUAUUAGGUUUACACCAAAUAUCAAGAGAAUCUCCAGUCGCAUUGCACUGAUCCGUUCAAGCAUGAAGUUUCAAGAGGAACAACGUUGA